This is a messenger RNA of Bactrocera oleae (olive fruit fly), 3341 nucleotides long. The record is from RefSeq and is a predicted model, not a curated record. NCBI's taxonomy places the organism in Eukaryota, Metazoa, Arthropoda, Insecta, Diptera, Tephritidae.
UUUGGUUUUCGCCGAGUGAUGUUUAAGACGUCGUUUUUCGUGGUCGUUCCCUCAAUUUAUAAUUGUUUGGAGGUUUUAAAGCAGUAAACAAAAAUUUUUGGGAUCUUUUUAUAAUUUUUGCAAUUUUUCUUUGGGUAUAACGGUUUUUUGCUAAAUUUUUAUAGGCUGACUCAUUUCUGGCUCAUUUAUACUACAAAUAAAACUUAAUUACAACAAAAUAACAAGUUUUAACUACAGAUUAUAUACUUACUAUAUAAUUUUUUACUAAAUAUCGCCUAUAAUUUAUAUUUAUAUUCCUUGAUUCAAUUUUUUUUCGGCAUGACAACAAAAGCACAUUUUUGUUGUUUUGUAAUUUGAACACAAUGAUAACAGAAAAAGUAACAGCGCUACCAUCAUGGUGUUUUAAGAGAUAAACAUUGUAAGAAACGAUUACUAGCAAAACGAAUCGGAAAUUUAUCAAAUUUUACAAAUAAUAAAGAUUGUUAAUUUUUUCGGAACCAUCUAUUUGAUUCUAUUUUAUUGCCAGUAACUGUAUAUAUGCAUGAAUUUAGGGCACGCUCAUUUGUUGUAAUGAAUUCCAGGUAUGCAAAAAACAUAUGUGUGGUUAUAUCAGGUAAAUUUUCAGAGAAGUGGAAACUGCGUGUGCUCGUAGUCCAAUUUUAUACUUUAAAACACGAUGAGGUUCGUUCUGAUCUUCGCGAUUUGUACCACAACUUUCACAGCUGUUUCCAGUGCUGUAAAUAUUGAGGAAUAUUUGAAACAACAUAAGCCAACGAAUUGCAGUGAUUUACGAGAUCAUAUAGUUAGCUAUCCGCCUUAUAACUCAUGGAAACGAAACUCUGCCACAAUAACACGAGCCGAAUUCGAAGUAUUUGUAAAAGAAAAAUUACGACAUUACAAAGCACCUGUGCUAAAGAAAUAUGCACCAUACACACCUUUGAGGAAGAAGUAUGUUACAACAAUAAAGCCUGACGUAACAUUUACAAUUAAAGUAAUCAAUAACACGCCUGAUAUUACGGAUUUAACCACAGAGGCAACGCAAUUUACAGAAACAUCAACGAUUAACUCAGAGACUACAGAAAUUUCGGAUACAACACCAGUAUUGGAAAAUUACGAAACCACUGAAGAAGAUAACUUUCAGCCCACUGAUGUGAUUGAGUCAACAACGCAAGAUUCUGUUAGUACUGUAUCGGUUUCCACAGUUCAAACAUCAACGGAAAUAUUUACAACUGAAGCCAAAAUAGUUGACACUGCAACUAACAGCUUGUCAACAAUAAAAAAUGAUUUAACGACAUCAACAACAUUGGAUGAUUCUACAACUGAGACGGCUGAUUCUACUACAGUAAAUAAACAGGACGAGUUAACGGAAAACGAAUGUGAGGAUAGAAUUACAACAAAUCAAAAACCCAUUACUACCGAUGCAACUAUUUCCAUAACUACAAGUAUUUACGGAGUAAGGGAAUCGAAGACAACAUUGGUCGACUCUACAACUGGGGCGGCUGAUUCAAAUGUGGUAAAUAUACAGGACGGGUACACGGAAAAUCGAAUAGAAGAAAGAAGUACAACAAAUCAAGACCCCAUUACUACCGAUGCAACUAUUUCCACAAUUUCAAGUAUUUAUGGCAUGACGGAAACUGAAUCAACGCCAACAGAGAAACCUGUUACCACAGAAAAUACAUCAAUGACCGAAAAUGACUACACAACGACUUCGGAAGAAAGCACAAUAGAGAAUGCUAAUGAAUCAACGACAGACUUGGACUCUACAACCACGAACUGGGCGCUUACUGCAAAUGGAGCACCAACAAUCAACACAGAAAUCACCGAAAACAUGUUUAACACUGAAAUAAGAAGUUUUAUAACAGAAAGUUCAACAAUUACGUGGGAUACUCAGGAGCAUGUAAGUACGUUGUCUGAUUUUGAUAACACCACAGCUAUGCAAGUUUCAGAAUUUACGAUAAUUUGUUGUAAUACCGAUGAAACGACUACAGCAAUGUUUGAAAGUGAUGAAACUACAACAACAGUGAACACAGGAUCUCCAAUUUCAACAACCGAAAAUAGCAUUGAAACAAUCACAUUAUCUGUUAUAUCGGAGAAACUUUCAGACAGUACAGAAACUAAGACCGAUAGUAUUUGGAGCACUGCUGAAACGACAGAUCAUAUUGAAAAUAAUAGUAAAGGCAUUGAGUUUGAGGACAUUAUAAAAACCACUGUCAGAUACACUUACGAUAGUGACGUGAUGCCUUCAUUAGAUGAAUUUUAAUUUAAUUUAAAAAAAUAGUUUAAUUUAAUAAUAUUAAAUAAUAACGAAAAAUGUAUAAUAUACGCCCCUGUGCGUAUUUAAUGUCCGUUUUAAUAAAUUUAAUUUCAUUAAUUAAUAAAACGACUUGUCUAAUAGAAAAUUAAAAACGAUAUUCUUAUUUAUCGAUUACACCAAAUACUAAGUUCUCUAAAAAAAGCAACCCUGUCUUCUCAAAUAAUCAGCUGUAAAUUUAUGUGAAUGUGUUAUACUUUUACCCGCAAUUAUAAAUUCUUAAAUACAAUUUAACUUCGACUGUUUAUGUAUAUGUUUAAUACCAUAAUUUAAGUAUAAAUAAAAAAGGUAAAAAAUAUGAGUGCAAACACGAAUAAACAGAAGGGAAAGCGAAAGGUUUUGCCAAAGUUGAAAACAAUUCUGGCAAAUCCAUUGCAGGAGAAAUGUCCUUCACUCGAAGAUGAAAAAUUACUAGCGCUUGUGAAUUUACUAAAAGAUGCCAUCAGCAAUAGUGGCCUGAAGCCUCAACCAUUUGUGACAUCGAGGCAUAUCCACUUAGGUUUGGAAAGCGGUCUGCGUGCCAUUAAUAAUUCGAAAUGUUCAUGUGUUCUGAUUUCGCGUAGUAUUCAACCACGGAUUUUGGUCAGAUUAAUAGCGCGCAAUGUUGAAGCAAAAAAUGCAACAGUUCCUGUUUUUGUGCAAAAUCAGUUGGAGAAUGUCACCAAAGAUGUAUUUGGUAUUAAAGCAUUGUGUGUGGUAUUUCCAACAGUUGAGGAAAUGAAAGAGACUAACAUGGAUAAUUCAGUUAUACAGUGGAUUACAGCCCACAAGAAGCAACUACAGUCCGAAGCAGAAAAGAAAAAACCAAAACUUGCAAAGAGAAAAUUACAAAAAGAGCUUCCAGCAAUAGAAGUUUGUAAGGAGUCGCCUGUGGUUGAAGUCCAAAAACCAGAAAUUCAAAAUAUCUCUAAAGACAAUGAUGGUUUCAUUUCAUUUAUGGGAGGAAAGGACGUUAGUAAAGCUGACGCAGUAGAAGACGAAAAACAUUUGGUUGCAGUUUUAAAAAAAGUAGCUGAAGGUAUUGAAAAAC